AUGCAUUCAUUCUUUCAUUCAGGUCCCUGGCUCCCAGCCUUCCCAGCUUCGCUGCACCCCAAUGCCUCUAACGUGAGUCUUCCCGUGGGCACCGGCGCCAGCGGAGCCCCCCUGGCCCUGGCCCAGUCCCUGGCCCUGUGUGCGAUGCUUCUCAUGGACCUCUUAGCGGUCUUAGGCAACCUAGCCGUCAUGGCUGUCAUCACCAAGACGCCGCAGCUGAGGAAGUUCGCCUUCGUGUUCCACCUGUGUCUGGUUGACCUGCUGGCGGCUCUGGUUCUGAUGCCCCUGGGCAUGCUGCCGGACCGGGUUUUGGCGCACGACGAGGCACUGUGCCGGAGCUACCUCUGUCUUAGCGUGGGUCUGGUCAGUGCCGCCAUCUUGUCUAUCUCUGCCAUCAACGUGGAGAGGUACUAUUAUAUUGUCCACCCCAUGCGCCAUGAGGUCAAGAUGACCGUGGGGGUGGUUGUGACGGUGUUGGUCGGGAUCUGGAUCAAAGCUAUUGUCACCUCGGCAAUGCCGCUCCUGGGCUGGGUGCUCCAGGGGAGCCAGGGGGUAGGGGUCGGACUCGGAGGGGGACUAGGGGCUCCCAUGAUCCCGGGUCCUCCAAGUCAGAGACGUUGCUCCCUGCACUGGACCGGAGGAGGAGGGACCACACGGUUAAUAUUCAUGCUCUUCUUCACCUUUGUCUACUUCCUGUGUCCAGUGCUGAUCAUCCUUGUUGUGUACUGUAACAUGUUUAAAGUAGCCAGGGUGGCAGCCAUGCAGCAUGGCCCUUUACCUACCGGGAUGGACACACCUGGGCCCCGCCCUCACCGCUCCGAGUCCCUCAGUAGCCAAUCCACCAUGGCUGCCAGCCUGGGAGGCCCCGGAGGUGGCUCUGGGGGCCCAUGUCCUCCACUCCGCACCCCCAGUCAGAGGACCUUCCACGGGGGUAAAGCCGCGGCAGUCCUGGUGGCGGUUGGAGGCCAGUUCCUAUGCUGCUGGCUGCCUUACUUCUCCUUUCACCUGUACGCCGCCCUGGUCUCCACCCCCCCGACCCCCCUGGCUUCAGACCAGCUGGAGGAAGUCGUGACCUGGAUCGGUUACUUCUGCUUCACCUCUAACCCCUUUUUCUACGGCUGUCUGAACCGGCAGAUCCGCACGGAGCUGGGCCGAAGCCUAGCCUGUAUCUUUAAGCGGGCGGGGCCGGGCAACGGGGAUCAGCUGGCCAGCCGAGAGGCCUCUAUCGAGGAGAACUUCCUCCAGUUCCUCCAGGGGACAGGGUGCAAUCUGGAACCCUCCACCCAGGCACACAGCAGGGCCAGCAGGACCGAGGAGGUGGAGGAGGCGGGGGAGAGAGGCCCUCUUCAAGAUGGACCUUGUCAGGAGAACACGCUGGUCCAGGAACACACGCCUGUUGACUUCCACAUCCCUGGACAGAUUAUCGAGGAGACCUCUGAGUUCUUGGCGCAUCAGCAUCUGAAUCGGAACAAUGACAUCAACCUAGCAGACAACUGCUGCAGGGUAAACAGAACAGUGCUGGACAGUGCCUGAGCU
Molecule: messenger RNA, 1536 nt
Organism: Salvelinus namaycush (lake trout)
Lineage: Eukaryota; Metazoa; Chordata; Actinopteri; Salmoniformes; Salmonidae
Product: G-protein coupled receptor 61-like
Exons: 1
Coding region: 1-1533 (510 amino acids)
Biological process (GO): G protein-coupled receptor signaling pathway
Cellular component (GO): plasma membrane; signaling receptor complex; endosome
Molecular function (GO): G protein-coupled receptor activity
Source: RefSeq, a predicted model, not a curated record